UACCCUGUGCAGGACGGUCAGCCAGCAGAGCACAGGUGGUCUGUGCAGUGGGCCUCAGCCAGAAGCAUGACCUCUCGCCUGGUGAGUGUCCUUCCUAGGGCACUGGCAGCCUGUCCUGCAGGGCUGGGGAGCCCCUAGGAGACUGGAGGGUAGACACUCCAGGAGGGGGUGUCCAGGGGUUCCUACCCCUGGCCACCUCAGGCUCAGGAAGGCUUAGUGAUCUUCCUGGCCAGACCCAAGUGGACCCUGUCCUGGUCCCACGGUGGUACAUGGUGGAGGGCACGGGGGGACAGCAGGGGCCACAGGAGGCUCUGAGAACAUGGCAGUAAGGGUACACCUUAGGGUGUCCUGGGUCCCCAAUUUCUGAGCUGUGGAACUGACUGAUUUCCCGACUUCACCUCAAAGCUCCCUAAAUGUAGGUCAUGAACUGAGCUUGGGGCGGGGACACUCCUGUAGAAGUCACUGAGGCCACGUCUUAAUGGUUGUCACCUGCUGAUAAAGGUCGGGAGUCGGUGGCUCCAGGCUCAGAAAUAGACUUGGCUCCUUGGGGUGCAAUGAGCCCCACUCUCUCAGGGGUCUCCUGAGACAGACAAAGGGACGUUCCCAGCAGCCCAGCUCCCUCCUCGCCUCUUUGGACACCCCUGUGGCCAGUCUCAGAGGAAGGACCCAUGAGACCCAGAUUCAAACCCAGCUCCUUCGUGAGCGGGAAAAGUCUCCCACCCCAUGGAGCCUCGAUGACUUCUUGGUUGGAAGCGCUUCCGUUUCUCCUGGGCGUGGCCAGGGAUGGGCUUGCUGGGUCACGGGGUGAGUCUGUGCUGACCUUUUAAAGACAGCGCCAGCUGUUUUCCAAAGUGGCUGCCGUCUGCAUUCCACCAACCCCUGGAAGGGUCCCAGUUUCCCCAGCUCUUCACCAACACUUGCCGUCGUCGUUGACUGUCCCUGGAACUGUAGUCACCCAGCAUGUGAAGUGGGCUUCCGCUGUGGCUUCAUUGGCAUUGGCCUGAGGACUGCUGCUGUGGGAAGCCUACAGCCGGCAUCAGCGUACAUCUGUCUCCUUUGGUGAACGUCCACUUGGAUCUGUCGCCCAUUUGUGAAUUAGGUUAUUCAUCUUCGUAUUAAGUUGUAAGCGAGGUUCAGUGUUCUGGGCUGGAGUCGGCUCUUGGGUGCAUGAUCUGCAGAUGUCUGUACAUCCAUGCGGGAUCCUCACUGGGCCAGGAGUGCCUUUCGGAGCCCAGCGGUGUUAACUUUCCUGUGUGUCCAUUUCCUCCUCUGCUGCUUGAGCUUCUGGGAUUGUAUCUGAAUGUUCUUUGACUAAGUCAAGGCCUGGAAGGAGCCACCUGUGUUUCCUUCUGAGCACUUAAGCCCUGCGUGAAGGUCUGUGACCCCUUGUGAGUUCGUCUUGUUGUGUAUGGUGUGAUGAAGGAUUGAGAUUCCUCGUUUUGCGUGUGCAUAGUUACAGUGUGAUUUGUUGGGGAAAAAAGAAAAAAACACAAAGGGCUGGGGACACAGCUCAGUUGGUAGAGGGCUUGUCCCCCAUGCACAGGGCCCUGGGUUCAUCCCCAGCACCACACACACACACACACACACACACACACAGACUGUUCUUUUCCCCAUUGAGCCACGUGUCACCUUUGUGGAGACCCAGCUUUCCCUCCUGCUGUCCUGGCCCUGUGGAACCUGACAUCAGCCACUGCUCUUGCGUAUGAUUGCAGUCAGUGGCCCGAUUUACCAAGAGGUGCAAGGACACCGCCCCCCCCGAAUGUUCAGUCAAAGCCAGCGUCAGUGUGACCAACUGUGGUGCCGUGGUCUACCCGGACAGCAGUUGGCCCAGCUGUGUGACCUGCUCAAGUGUCCUCCUCCCUCCCUGCCUCAGUUUCCCCAUCAGUGAACCAGGGAUGAUAACAGCUCCUUCCCUCCCAGGUUUACAAUACAAAAUAAAUGAACCGUUGGGGUACCAGGUGCCCCCGGGGAGCCCAGGCGGUUAACAUUGGCUGGAACAUGGAUGAGCUGCUACUUCCUGUGUGCCGCCACCUCUUUGGGCUCAAGUUGUUGAGCCUGGUUCCACAGGCUCAAAACGAGAGGGUUGGCCUGCAGUAUCCGGGAAGCAGCCGCUGCAGCUCACAAAUCCGGCUGCUUCUGGCAUCAACGCCAAGUGGCCACAGACCUGGGGACAUGCACUUCCUCCCCCAGGUAGGCCUAGCAAGCACAGGCCCUUCCUGGUGCCAGGGAGACCUAUGGGAGUCCUCUGAUAGUCACACGGAGAGAGAGAGAGCCGGGGACCUUGAAAAGACUUGGAACCCUGCUCCUCUCUCCGUUGGGUUUGUAUUGGAUUCAAGUACCAAUCGUGCACACCCGCACCCACACGCACAGACACGCAGGCGGGUGCACACAUCUGUCUGCACACACCAACCUGCACAGACGCACACAGGCGCUGCCUGGCGAGCUCCUCCCUCCCCCGCCGCCUCCUCUUUGAUUCACAAGGUCCCUCCCCUCAAGGCCAUGCUUCGUCCCUGCCCUCCCCAGGUGAGUGCUUCCGAUUGCACCCUCCCACCCCCACCUGGACCCUAACAUGUGCCUCGGCCUCCGUCUUGGCACUAUUGACAUUUUGGCCAGCUCCCCCUUUGGCACGGGGCCCAUUCUGUGCCUCCCUGGCCUCUGUCCAGCCUAGAGCACCUCCUCUCCAGGUGUGACCUCCAAAAACAUCCUCAGAUGUUGCCAAAUGUCCUCUGGAUGCCAAACCACACCCCAUAGAAAACCACUGUCCUAAAGGCUGUGACUUUUCAGUGAUUGGGGACAGAGUGGGCCUUGGUGGGCAGAGGUCGGGGAGAGACCUGGAGCGCAUGCUUCAGUGUAUCCCCGACUAAGACUCCCGUGUGCCCUUGUCUCCAGGGUCUUGCCCACUCUCCUGAGAGCGCUCGGGAAGCUGCGUGUGUCCUCCUGCCCUCGUAGGUUCCCCGUGAACAGCAGUGGCCUCUAUGGUCCCCGGUCAAUAGAAGCCUCACUCUGGCUGCAGCCGCUUGCCCUUGGAAGAAGAGCUCACGGGAAGGCAGAGAACCUCAGAGAGAGCCCUGCUGCCCGGCUCCUCGCCCCACGACCCAGUCACGCUGCUGAGGCAGAAGCACACGAUGCUGAAAGUCGGAGAACGCGAAGACGAUAGCCCUCUGCCCAGGAGGCCCAACCUGCAGUGGAGAGCCCAGCAGCUGCUGCACCUGGCCCAGGAGCUGCAGGCGGAGUGGCAGGAGGCCCAGUUCCUCGAGGACCCGGAGCAGCUCUGCUCCACCCACGUGCUGGGGGGGGCCACAGCAGGGUGGGCGGUGGAGAACCAGGCCCAGGCCCAGGCCGAGGCCGACCUGGAGAAGCCUGCCCCGCGAGGAGCAGAAAGGUCCCCGAAGGUGAAGGAAAAGCACAAAGUGGCCCUUCGAGAACCCAAGAGUCACCAGGAAGAGCCGCCCAGGCAGCAAGCCCGACGCCCCAAGCCCCAGAGGAAAGCAGUGGGCUCCGAGAGGCAGGGGGACACCAAACCCCGGGGUCUGGGUCCCACCGAGAAGAGUAAACGGAAACGGGUGCCUUCAAGCAAGACCAGCAGCGGCCGCCAGCCUGUGACCCCUCGGGUGGGCAGAAGUGUGAAGCCACAGCUGGCCACGGGGGGAGAACUCAGGGGCCUGCAGGAGAAGCAGAGAGCCCGGGAGGGGAGGAGGAAGGCGGGAAAGGGCACCACCGUUCACUUUGCCAGAGGCCUGAGGAACAUCUCCGAGAACCAGGGUCCCAGGGACAGACUGGAGGAGUUCCAGCGGCUGUGGCCAGCGAGCUCCACCCACAAGAGGGAAGCCGUGGCCCCCACGACUCCAGACAAGUGCAUCACCAAGAACAGGUGGCAGAGAGAGCUGGAGUUGGCCUUCGAGCAGCUGUUUAAUUCAAACAGGAAGCUCAAGAGGCACUUGAAUCAGCACCUGGACUCAAGGUCCAGGACGGACCCUGACCCCCAGGAGCAGGUCUUUUCAGUCAUGCAGGGGUGCGAUAGUGACACCCCACAAGAGGGGGCGGCCGAAGUGGAGUCGCUGCCUGCUGGUGAGUCCGGGGAUCCUGCAGAGGCCGAGGUCUCCCAGAAGUCAUCCCAGACCGAUUUGAAACAAUCACGAAGCACGGACGAACUCCCCAGAUGCCAUCCGAUGGCCCAGCCUGCAGUGAAGGACGGAAGUCAGACAUCGUUGGCCGAGGCGGACACGGCUAUCGACGAAGAGGACUUGCUCUUUAAAAGCACCGAGUGUGAGCAGGAGGCCUCCGAGCUGGCCACACUGAUGGACAGCUGCCCCCAGCCUCACCUGCAGGAGCAGGCGCGCGGAGCAGACUGGAUGGCCUUCGCACAGAAGCCGCCGAGGCUGGAGCUGGAGUGGAGGAGGCAGAAGCCCUCGUUUGAGUCCGUGGAGCUCCCAGACAUGAGCUUGGAGAUCCACUACUCGGCCGAGCUGGAGGAAGAGCGGAAGGAGCGGAGGAGGUUGCGCCUGGCCCUCCUGAAGUCCUACCCCAGCAGUUACCAGAUAAAGGGCGGAGUGUCCCCGUCCCCGGUUAAGCUCACCUCCUCCUCGAACAGCAGCAUCAUCGAAGACGAGGACAAGCAGAACCAGAUGAUCCGCGACAUUCAGCUGCAGAUUUCAGAGCAGAACAAGUUGCACGAGCAGUUUCUGGAAAAGGCCAGGAAGCGCUUGCUGGAGUUUCAGAGAAUAUGUUAAAAGGCGAUGGUCCACCCUGCAAAAUACAGCACUGAUCACGGUUC
Molecule: messenger RNA, 4774 nt
Organism: Marmota monax (woodchuck)
Lineage: Eukaryota; Metazoa; Chordata; Mammalia; Rodentia; Sciuridae
Gene: Cep295nl
Product: CEP295 N-terminal like
Exons: 1
Coding region: 3126-4730 (534 amino acids)
Biological process (GO): regulation of centriole replication
Cellular component (GO): centriole; cytosol; centrosome
Source: RefSeq, a predicted model, not a curated record